Molecule: messenger RNA, 1261 nt
Organism: Cucumis sativus (cucumber)
Lineage: Eukaryota; Viridiplantae; Streptophyta; Magnoliopsida; Cucurbitales; Cucurbitaceae
Product: peroxidase 4
Exons: 4
Coding region: 84-1025 (313 amino acids)
Biological process (GO): hydrogen peroxide catabolic process; response to oxidative stress
Molecular function (GO): heme binding; peroxidase activity
Source: RefSeq, a predicted model, not a curated record
UCACCCUCCUCUCUUCUUCUCAUAGUCUUCCUUUUUACAAAUCUAUAUAUAUCACGAUUGUUACACCCUCUUCUUGUAACCAAAUGGUUUUGACUUUACUAUUAGCGUUGUUGGUCAUGUUUACCGGCAGCUCUUCAGCUCAGCUCUCUACUAACUUUUACUAUAAGACUUGUCCCAAGCUCCUUAACACGGUUAGAGCUGGUAUUCACUCUGCUGUGGCUAAGGAAGCACGCAUGGGCGCUUCACUUCUUCGCCUUCACUUUCACGACUGUUUUGUUAAUGGUUGUGAUGGAUCGAUUCUUUUGGAAGAUACUCCUACGUUUACAGGAGAGCAAACAGCAGCUCCCAACAAUAGAUCUGUUAGAGGUUUUGACGUGAUUGAGAGCAUAAAGAAAAAUGUAGAAAAAAUUUGUCCUGGUGUUGUCUCAUGUGCUGAUAUUUUGACUCUUUCUGCUCGUGACUCUGUUGUAGUGCUUGGAGGGCCAAGUUGGAAGGUAAAAUUAGGAAGAAGAGAUUCUAAAACAGCCAGCUUCUCUGAUGUCACUGGUGCUAUUCCUCCGCCAACCUCAACUCUUGACACCCUUAUCAAUCGAUUCAACACAAAAGGCCUCUCCCCACGAGACUUGGUUGCCUUAUCUGGGGCUCACACAAUUGGACAAGCAAGAUGUUUGUUUUUCAAGAACCGUAUAUACAAUGAGACCAACAUUGAUGAGUCAUUUGCUGAAGAGAGACAAAGGACUUGCCCAACGAAUGGAGGAGAUGACAAUCGUGCCCCUUUAGACUUCAGAACUCCAAAGCUUUUUGACAAUUACUACUACAAAAACCUCUUGGAGAAGAAGGCUUUGCUUCGGUCCGAUCAAGUGCUCCACGACGGCGGAUCCACUGAUUCAUUGGUUGAACUUUACAGCGAUGACAGUGAUACCUUUGAACAUGAUUUUGUUACAGCUAUGAUUAAAAUGGGCGACAUUCAACCGCUCACUGGAUCACAAGGUGAGAUUCGUAAGAUUUGCAGCCGACCCAAUUGAGAUUCACAUUCAUGAUGGAGAAUAAAUUUGUUUCCUUGUUUUUUCAUUUGAAAUUGGUUUGAGCAAAAAUAAACCUCCACAAGUGUGGAUGGAGUUGUCUUUGUUUUUUUUUCUUUUAUACUUUUUCUAUUUAAUUAAUAGUUUGAUUUUGUAUUGUUUAAUCUUUGACUACUGAGUCCUAAUUAUCAGAUUUCCUACUUGCAAUUAAUUUAAAAAUACAAUAUUAUUUCAUGUAA